GCUACUGACCAGAGACGUGCGACUGUCCGGCGUGGGUGGAACCAAUCGUGUCCUUAUUUACGUACAAACCUGGUGGAGGAACUUCUACUUUGAUAGCGUCUCCAUCAAAAACUAUACAGUCCAGCUUGUCUACCCCAACUAUUGUCCCUCAUCGGAACUGGGGGGGAGGAAAGCUCCG
This is a messenger RNA of Candidula unifasciata, 178 nucleotides long. The record is from the annotation of a GenBank genome assembly. NCBI's taxonomy places the organism in Eukaryota, Metazoa, Mollusca, Gastropoda, Stylommatophora, Geomitridae.